AUGGAGAACGAAACUCCCGGACCACGGACAGACAUGUCAGCAGACAGCUCCCCCGAGCGACAGAGUGCUGCUACGGAGUUCGGUCCGUCCGUAACGUCGAAACCGAAGUGGUUCUUGGUGCGCGAAGCGGACGCGGACGUGCAUGGAGGGAAUCCGGUACGGGCCUACGGUGCGGCCAUAGGACGGCCGGCCGACGGACGGACAAACGGACGGCGGCGGCACAGGCGCCAGGCCAGCUUCGGCAAGGCAAGGCAAGGCAAGAAAGUGAGAGCGAAGGGGAAGAGCGAGCGUUGGGGGGCGCGGGCGGGGAUCGCGCGUGGUGCCACCGGCGUGCUCGCUCUGUGGUCCUUCUGGGGCUCAGCGGUCCUUCUGCUCCCUGGGGCCCGGGAGGUAACCUGA
Molecule: messenger RNA, 399 nt
Organism: Marchantia polymorpha subsp. ruderalis
Lineage: Eukaryota; Viridiplantae; Streptophyta; Marchantiopsida; Marchantiales; Marchantiaceae
Source: the annotation of a GenBank genome assembly